Molecule: messenger RNA, 1665 nt
Organism: Exophiala xenobiotica
Lineage: Eukaryota; Fungi; Ascomycota; Eurotiomycetes; Chaetothyriales; Herpotrichiellaceae
Exons: 1
Coding region: 36-1568 (510 amino acids)
Biological process (GO): L-arabinose metabolic process; polysaccharide catabolic process
Molecular function (GO): alpha-L-arabinofuranosidase activity
Source: RefSeq, a predicted model, not a curated record
GGAACAGCAAGCUUGUCCAUCGCCUCGCCGCCAACAUGACCACCCACACUCCGACCAACUCUGCACCCUCGAUCUCCGUCUUCCCCACCCACAGGGUGUCGAAGAUUGAUCGGAACAUCUACAGUGGCUUCACCGAGCACAUGGGCCGAUGUAUAUACACUGGCAUCUACGACCCAACCAACCCCAACAAGGACCUGAUCACCACUGAGGGAUUUCGAAAAGACGUCCUCGAGGCCCUCCGACCGCUCGACAUCCCCGUCUUCCGAUACCCAGGCGGCAACUUCUGCGCGACGUACCACUGGCAAGAUGGCAUCGGGCCUCGCGACCAACGGCCCGCACGACCCGAACUGGCCUGGGGUAACAUCGAGUCCAACCACUUCGGCACCGACGAGUUCAUGGCAUGGUGCAAAGCGGUCAACGCGGAACCCUAUCUGUGUCUGAACUUCGGCACCGGCACGCUCGACGAGGCCAUGGCCUGGCUCGAAUACUGCAACGGCACCAAGGACACGUACUACGCCAAUCUGCGGCGCAAGAACGGCCACACCGAACCGUACAACGUCAAAUACUGGGCCCUGGGCAACGAGAUGUGGGGAGACUGGCAACUCAACCAGAUGACGCAAGAAGCCUAUGCCGACCGAGCGUUCCAAUGGGCAAAGGCCCUCAAACUGCUCGACCCGACCAUCCAACUCAUAUUAUGCGGCAAAGAGGGCCCGACAUCGUGGGACUACCACACGCUCAAGCACUGCCUGCGACCGGCGGGGCUGAGUGAUCUCGGCGAGGAACGAUUCCCGCUGGUCGACAUGCACAGCAUCCACAUAUACACCGCGAGCGAGGACCAUUACGAGAACGUGACGGCACCGCUGGCCGCCGAGCGCGCGAUCGAAGUGUGCUCGAGCCUGAUUGACCUGGCCUUUGUCGAGAACAAGCUCCCGCCCACCCAGAAGAGGCCGACCAUCUGCUUUGACGAGUGGAACGUGUGGUCGCCUCCGCGCGCGCCGGGCAGUGCCGGCGCCGAGGAAGUGUACACGCUCUCCGACGCGCUGGCCGUCGCGGUCUGGUUGAACGUGUUCGUCCGCAAGUCCAAGGACGUCGGCAUGGCGUGCAUUGCACAGAGCGUCAAUGUCAUCAGUCCGCUGAUGACCAACGAGAAGGGCAUCGUCAAGCAGACCACCUGGUGGCCGUACGAGUUGUUUUGCAGAUUCAUGAAGGGCCAUACGAUCGCUGUGCAUGUGGCGUGCGAUGCGUACACGGGCCCGACGAAGCCGAAUUGGGUGAGGGCGACAAAGGAAACGCCGUGGCUGGACGUCAGUGCUACAGUCGACGAUGACGGGUAUGUGACUGUCUGUGUGGUCAAUAUGCAUCUGGACUCGGACUUGAAAACUGCAUUUGCCGGCCCGGCGGGUGUGAAGGUCACGGUGUACUCAAUCACUGGGUCGGAUGCCAAGGGCACAAACAUGGCUGGCAAGGAGGAAGUGGGCAUGACCGAGUCCGAGUGGGAUUCAAGCAAGGACGCAGAUUUUGUGUUCCCAAAGUGUUCCGUCACAAUGUUGAGAUGGAAGAUCACAUAGAUCAGGGGCAUCGUGUUCGAGUAGCCGUUGCUGGGACCAGUCCGGACGAAAAACUGUUCGCCUUUUGAAGGCGUGAAGGAAAUAGAAUAGAUCAAGC